This is a messenger RNA of Symbiodinium necroappetens, 1974 nucleotides long. Lineage: Eukaryota; Dinophyceae; Suessiales; Symbiodiniaceae. The record is from the annotation of a GenBank genome assembly.
AUGAUCUCCUGGUUUAGGAGUGAAGAUGCAGCAGCGAGUUGGAAGAGCCGUGUGGGACCCUUCACUGCAGAGGCAAAGGCGGGCAGCGUUCGCACGGCCACCCGUCACUACGGAGCAGAGCUGAAGCAUGUGUAUGGUGACAGCAAGUCAAGCUUCAGCUUUGGAGACAUUGUGCCAGCCACCUUUACGAUGUGUUCCCUGUCGGCCUACACCGGAAUUGCGCAGGGGAAGAUUCUACGUGGAGAGAGCUUCUGGCAUGGCCAUGCCGAUGGGCAAGCGGGCAGCGUCUUCUACGGCGGCCAGUGGGUGCGAGACGAGAAGAAUCUGACCGGAACUCGAAGCUGGAUUGCUCUUUGUGCUUCGAAUCAACACGAGUACAUCUUCUUGGAUGGUGUUGAGGUUCCUGCCAAGUUUGCAGGGGGCGGAGGCAACACAGCAAUCGGUGUGAACGAUGGUCCUGAAGACGAACAUUCAGACUGGGCAGUAGCGGAAGUCAUGACCUGGGAUCGAGUCUUGACCCGCUCCGAGAUGGUGGACGUGCAAAAUUACCUCCGAGCGAAGGCCAAAACGUGCCAACCGGAGCAAUCGGCACAGUGCGAUACGGCCCCGUGUGUGUCGCUCUUCGUCGGUCCAAACCGGCACAAUGUCAUGUUCCGCAACGACGAUGGGACAGCGACAGUCAAGACCUACAGUGGGACGCCGAUUAGCUGUGUUUGCAAAGGACACUGUGUCGGGCUGGUGGGCUCUUGGAGAUGCGACGAUGGACCCUUCGGUGGACACUACACCAUCAGUCCGAGCUACAGCGACGACUGGACACCCGAGACUAAUCGUGACAGCCUGCUGCUUUGCACAGUCGCAAGGCCUGUCUGGUCAGAGAAGGGCGAGGUCGACAGCAAACGCUUCGCCCUUCAAGCGGGUGCGUCGAAAGAACUCGUCAAGGACACGUCUUUCACCUUGACUGCGACAAUCCGACGAGAUGCCGGCGGUGGGCCCCAGACGCUGUUCAGCUCCAGCCAUGAGUCUUCCAUCGUGGACAAGGAUCUUCGAGUAUUUGUCAACGCGGACUCAACGUUCACCUUCCACUUCGGCGGCCAAUCCUGCCAGACAGCACCAACAGAGAAGAGUGUGGCCAGUGAGUGGCAGCAUUUGGCUUUCAUGUACGAUAUGGAGCAGAACGAGACCAGGAUUUAUCUCAACGCCCUCGAGAUUAAGUCCUGUGCCUUUACGUCGUCAUUCUCGCCUGAUGAUGCUGCAAAGUUAGUACUUGGCGCUUACAAAGACUCGAACAUGUGGAUCGGAGCAAUGAAGGAAAGUGCGAUCUACGCGCAGACUUUGAGUACACCACUCAUCGGGCGCUUGGCAGGUGAUUUGGCGCUGCCGAAGGCAAUGGUGUGGUUUUCACAUGAAGACAGCUGGAAUCGAAAGAGCUUCGUCGAGGCUGUUAGCUUCUGUGCGAAGCGCAAGAUGAAGUUGGCGCAUUUCGAAGACUAUUGCACGCAGAACAGUGAUGGAGUCUUCACUGUCCGUCCUCGGGUGGCUCCUGGCGACCAGUGGGCCGCAUACGCAGGUGCGCAGGAGAAUUCCUGGGUGCAGAUCGGCAAUGGAGCCAGCACGAAAAGUCCGGUGGAGCCCUGCAAGACCUACGAGCAGCAGUUUGGCGACAAGCCCGUCUGGGGAAUGGAUGGAAACGCCUACCGAUACAAAUCCUUUCUUGCCUGCAAGGCCUCCUAUGGAUUCAUCCCGUAUUCUGCUGACAAGGGACAAGGGAAGUGCGAGAAGGGUGACCUCAUACCGCACGACAACGCGGCCAAAACUGAAUCUGCCUGCAAGAUGCAUUGUGUCAAGGAAAGCAGUUGUGCAUUUGCAAGUUGGUCAGCUGCAGAACAAGAUGGAACGUGCUCGUUGUUUUCCACUUGCGACACCUGGACUGCUUCAUCAUCAUCCAUGACGUGGAUAAAGAAGCCGCUGCGCUGA